This is a messenger RNA of Stegodyphus dumicola, 769 nucleotides long. RefSeq lists its product as uncharacterized. The record is from RefSeq and is a predicted model, not a curated record. Lineage: Eukaryota; Metazoa; Arthropoda; Arachnida; Araneae; Eresidae.
AUAUGGUUUAAAGGUUUAGGAAUGUGUUCACCCAAGGCUAAUUUAGAACCAUUGCACAUACUUCGGUCUCAGACUAUAUAAAGACGGAGAGGAAAGCUGAAGAAUCAGAGCAUUCCCUGUGGACUUAAAACUAUCGCACACCAUGAAGACCGUGAUCCUAGCCAUUGCUGUUGUUGCAUUUGCAAGUGUUGCUCUGGGAGGAGUGAUUAAGGAUUAUCAUCACGGUCUGGACGACUAUGGUCAUAGCGAUCUCCUUCUUCACGGCCACGGUCAUGUUUAUGGGGGUCACCAUCAUCAAGUUAUCUAUCCUGUCGUGAAACAUGUGUCUGUGGUGAAAAAAGUUCCCGUCGUCAAGCAUGUACCAGUCAUCAAGCACGUACCUGUUGUUAAACACGUUGCAGUUGUAAAACACGUUGAUGUUGUGAAGAAAGUACCAGUUGUGAAACACGUCACUGUUGAUUUGGGGCAUCAUUACGAUGAUCAUGGUCUCGAUCUCCAUGGUCACGGACAUUAUUCUAAGUUACUCAGUCAUUAUUAAUUUCUGAAAAAAAUACAAAAUUAGUCUUUCUCAUUUUCACUUCUUACUGAUAAUCCACCUCAUCAGUUCUGGAGAACUGAGCUCUUUUAAAGGACUCUUUUCCCUCUUUAUUUCUCCGGCUGGACUAGUUGUAUAUGAUUUCACUUCUUUACCUAUGUAAAAACUCAUGAAACUAUUUUGAAUGUAAAUAGUAUUACGUUGGGAAAAAAUAAAAGAUUUUAUAAAAAUGUA